AUGUUUUCGCACAUUGGAAGAAUCAUCAAGCUAGUCUUUUCACAGUCGCUACUCUCAGAAUCGCAACUUAAGGAAGCACUAUCGUACACCAUUCUCGGUUCAUCCAUCUCGGUAUUUGUCUCUCUAGUCGGAUACUCGGAGUUUAUUUACGAAUACAUGCGCUCAAACUGGGCGUUUCAGGGUGAAUUUCGCUACAAAAUGGAGGAGUAUACAAAGGCUGCACAUUUGGUGUGCAUACUGGACUUGGUUUUUAGGAUACUUUUGAGGCUCAAUCUUUAUUCCGACACAUUUUCCAUCGAUACUAGCGAGAAUUUAUACGCGAGAUGGACAGUGAGAUCCUUGGUUACUCUGAGACUAGCCCUUUUGAGCUACAUUCACUAUGUCCUAUUUUCACACAACUGGAACACCGCAUCGUUUUUAAUCAGCCCCCAAACAUCAAAGCUCGUUAGCAAACUGGUGGUUAACUUUUUGGUUUUUAGCAUCAUCUUUAACCUCGUUGAUUCUCUAAAGAUGAGGUCCAUAGACAACCUCCUCAACAUUACUAACUUGGUCUCUCCCUCGGAGUUCAAGGCAGAGAUUCUGAAUUCGCAAGUAUACAGGGAGUUAUGUGCAAUAACCUACAACAUGCCACGGAUAAUCAGGAAGAAUGGGCUGCAUAAAGUGGACUACCUUGUCACAGUCGCACACAUUAUAGACGAGAUAAAGAGCUAUCUACCGCACACCAUCGACUGGAUAAGCUUAUUUCUGAACCUUACACUGGCUCUAUACUCCAACAGCGCGGGUGGAUUGUACCUUUCCGCUCUCCAGACCUUUUCAAACGUUGUCGACGACCAAAUGUGUAACAUCGAAAGGAAGGCUGUUUUAUAG
This is a messenger RNA of Theileria equi strain WA, 867 nucleotides long. RefSeq lists its product as hypothetical. The coding region runs from base 1 to 867 and encodes 288 amino acids. The transcript has a single exon. Lineage: Eukaryota; Apicomplexa; Aconoidasida; Piroplasmida; Theileriidae. The record is from RefSeq and is a predicted model, not a curated record.